AUAUGCACUAAGCGACAUAACAAACAAAAUGUGUGCGGCAAUUUUACGAAACAGCAUUAAAUGCAUAAAUUUCAGAAUAAACACAACAGCUUUAACCAAAAGCAAUUUCUGCACAAGCGCAGUUCGCGGCAACUGGCGCCACAGGGAUUCGGAUAAUGUGGAACAAAAUCUUUUAAAGUUGGAUAACUUACCAGAACAUUAUCAGUUGAUUUAUCGGGCACCAUUGGAGAACUAUGUGACCUGGACGAAGAAUGUGUCGACCGGCACAGUUACAGUAAUUGGUUUGGUUGCCGGCUGGCAGCUGGCCUCAACGAUGAGCUAUAUGAAUAUUGCCCGGAAAAUAGAUAUUUCCGUGCUGGUAUCGAAUGAAACAGAUUUGUAUUAUUUUGCGGCCGGAUUUGUGCUCAUUAACCUGGCCAUACGUGCAUUUGUUGCCAAAUAUCCGCUGAGAAUAUACAAAAGCGCCGAUAAAUACGUUGCUGUCUACGGCUCACAAAUGCCAGUGGGCACAGUUAAGCAUUAUUUUGAGCGUGGCCAAAUUGCCGAGUACAGGAAUGUGUUAAAUCCUUGGAGUCACAUUAUGUUCAUGCUGGGCCGGCGUUCGUCCAUGCUAUUGAUUGAUUAUUUCAAGACGCCGUCGGAAUUUCAUCAGUUGUUUCAAGAAAAACAAACCUAACUUUAAGCUAUUUUUA
Drosophila novamexicana is the source of this 692-nucleotide messenger RNA. RefSeq lists its product as uncharacterized. NCBI's taxonomy places the organism in Eukaryota, Metazoa, Arthropoda, Insecta, Diptera, Drosophilidae. The transcript is spliced from 3 exons. Bases 29 to 676 code for a protein of 215 amino acids. The record is from RefSeq and is a predicted model, not a curated record.